Cynoglossus semilaevis (tongue sole) is the source of this 2191-nucleotide messenger RNA. RefSeq names its product cornichon family member 4 (gene cnih4). Bases 144 to 563 code for a protein of 139 amino acids. Gene Ontology annotation, biological process: vesicle-mediated transport. The transcript is spliced from 5 exons. NCBI's taxonomy places the organism in Eukaryota, Metazoa, Chordata, Actinopteri, Pleuronectiformes, Cynoglossidae. The record is from RefSeq and is a predicted model, not a curated record.
UCAAUUUGACGGUUGUCCAUUUUCUCGUGAGUACUUGUUCUGUUUGUGUCUUCAUCCGCAAGGUGGCAGCACUUAGCUGAUUACACUAAGCUUCCGCAAAGCGCUGAACGGAAGUCACAGUGAGUCACUGACGGAAGAAGAAAAUGGAGGCGGCAGUGUUUAUCCUGUCACUUGUGGACUGCUGUGCAUUGAUUUUUCUUUCCGUUUACUUUAUUAUCACCUUAUCUGAUCUAGAAUGUGACUACAUCAAUGCCAGAGCCUGCUGCUCCAAGCUGAACAAAUGGGUGAUUCCAGAGAUGAUUGGUCAGUGUCUCUCCACUGUGCUGAUGUUAGUCUCUAUGCACUGGUUUGUCUUCCUCCUCAACCUGCCUGUAGCAGCCUGGGACAUUUACAGGUACCUGAAAGUUCCGAUGGGAAACAUGGGUGUAUUUGACCCGACUGAGAUCCACAACCGAGGUCAGCUCAAGUCCCACAUGAAGGAGGCAAUGAUUAAACUGGGUUACCAUCUGCUUUGCUUCUUCAUUUAUUUGUACAACAUGAUCUUGGCUCUGAUCAACGACUGAAGCGCCCCACACCAUCAAUCAAAUUCAAACCACCAGGUUUUUUCUCCAUCUCCCUCUCUUUUCUUCAAGUUCUUCUGUUUCUGCACUGUGCUCGUCAACUUUUCGUCAAGAGCCAGGACAACAAAUUAACUCUUUGCCCUGGGUCCUCUGUUCUGUGUUUGAUCUGUCACAUUCCCAGUGUUUUACAUUUCACAUGGUAUUAAGGUGUUGCCUAGACAUGUAAAGUUAAACUGCUGUGUUCACAGUGCAGUGAGUCAGCAGUCAGUGAACUGAUCUGAUAAUCACAGAGUUCACUUUUAUCUGCAUGAACAGGAGCUGCUUAAAAAAAAACUCUUGAAGAAAGUUUUGGGCAUAAAAAGCCAGCAUUGCCUUAAAUCUCCCAACACAGUAUCACAUGUAUGUCUCCUUCCUGUACACAGAGUUUAAAGACAACUACCACAGUACUUGUGACGGCUCUAUACCUUUUUGUCCCUGACGUAUUUAAUAACAAUAUCCCAUCUUCUGAUGCAGCUGUGCUACAGAGUGAUGGGUUUCCACACAGUGAUAACCAGAUGUUUCAAAAAACAAGUUCCACAACUCAGAUAAACACAGCCCACCUGUACUCAGUCUGUAUGUAGCUACUGCUUUGGUUUUGUUUGUUUUUUUAAUACGAUGUUCAACCUCCAGUGACUGGGUCUGGUCAUACAUAUGAAUGCAGGGAGUUGUUUUUCUUUUGUCACCAAUUUUGUUGAUUUAGAUAGUUUUUAAGUUUUACCUAGGAUUUUUAAUUUGGAAUAUAUUGGCAACAGUUGAUUUACUUAAGAUGGUUUUAGAUAAGUGUGAAUAUGAAAGAAAUUAUUAGAAUUAAGAAUGUUCUAUUCUUAAUUUUACUAUUCAUUGCAAAAAGAUAAUAUUGGCUUUCUUUAUUAGGGUUGAAGAGGCAGUUUUUUUUUACUUAAUUGGCUUAUGUCAAUCAUUUUGUUCAGGAUAAUCCUGUUAUAUAAUUGCGAAUUGGGUCAUAAUGGUUUAUACCUAAAAUAUAUAAAAGAUGCAUACAGUUUAGGAAACAAAGACUCGUGAAGAUGACAGUGCAGUAGCAGUACGAUAAAGUCAGACAAGUCAGGUCAGUUUUCUUCCUGAGCAGUGAAAAGGUGAUGCUCCUGCACGUGGUUACACAGGUUUACAUUUGUCAUUCAGAACAAACACAGCCAGUCUUUAUUUUUGUGGAGAAAUCUCAUUGAAUCAGUGGCUCAACUGUCACAUGCACAUUAACAAAGACACUGAAACAGAAAUUUGAGUCAUAUCAAUAGUGGAAAGUAAGUAUAGAUUAAAGGUUGAAGAAGUUAGAUUCGACACUUGCCUCUCAAAGGGUACUUUAGACAGGAGGGCUUUGUCUCCGUCAUCAAAACUGUGUUAAAACUGUAGACAGAGUCUGUCUGUAGGCACCAGUGUUACUGACAGUAGUGUUUUCAUGGAUCACUGACACAGACAUGGCUGACCUUCCAUGACCUUCAUGUAGCUGCUGUGUCUUACCAAAGGCUGCAGUACGAGUCUCGUGUGCAGGGAUAAUGGAAAACUGAUAAUGAAUAAAGUCGUGUCUUUUUGAGAGGAAAAAAAAGUUUGAUAAAUAAAGGUUGAAGAAACUGAAA